Adineta ricciae is the source of this 1209-nucleotide messenger RNA. NCBI's taxonomy places the organism in Eukaryota, Metazoa, Rotifera, Eurotatoria, Adinetida, Adinetidae. The record is from the annotation of a GenBank genome assembly.
AUGGCUAUGGAUACUCUUUCAAGAAGCUUUUCGGAUCACACACUCAACUUCGAUGGAGAAGAUAGUCACAAGCGCCGAACAUCUGAGCAUUCUGAUAAAAAAAGUGAUUUUGAAGAGAUCAAUAUUGAAAGCAAAAGCAAUGUGUUGGAAAACCUGACUACGUGUCCUCUAGCCGAAUUUGGUUGUACUGGAAAGUUUACAUCUGAUUGUGCACGAGAACAUUAUACUACUGAGAUGCAUCAAAGAAUAUUGACGGAUUUAGGAGAAAAAAGUAUUCGUAAUACGCAUAGUCUUCUCGGUGACACAAAUAAAAAAUUAGAUUCAAUGAAUUCAGAUCAUUCGAGCAUAAAAAAGACAAUUCUUUUAAUUGCUGAAGGAGUCUCAUGUUUAAACGAUGAUAAUUCGCAGAUUCAUGCGAGUAUGAUUCGAUCACAAGCUAUCAUUACGGAACAGCAGAAGGAAAUCGAAAACUUAAAACGUUCGAUUGAAGAAACAUCGCAAAUAGUUAAGUUUGCGCAAGUGAAUAGUCACAUGUUAAAAACGGAUUUGGACACAAUAAAGGAGAUAGUGACAAAUUCAUCAAGUUCGUCAUCUUACAAUGGUUCAUUUUUUUGGAAAAUUACCAACGUUACUGAACAUAUGGCGAAUGCGAAAUCAGAUCAACAAACAAGUAUCUAUUCGCCACCGUUUUAUUCUUCACCAACUGGCUACAAAAUGUGCAUGAGAUUAUAUUUUAAUGGGGACGGAAAUUCUCGAGGAACGCAUCUCUCGCUAUUCUUCGUUUUAAUGCGGGGAGAAUAUGAUAUGAUCUUGACAUGGCCAUUCUCUUAUAAAGUUAGUUUCUGCCUACAUGACUUAUCGGGCAAUCAACAUCAUAUUAUCGAUUCUUUUCGACCCGAUAUAAACUCCAGUAGUUUUCAACAACCUCAAACUAAUAUGAACAUCGCUUCGGGAAUUCCAAAAUUUUUUCCUUUAUCCAUGCUUCAAGCGACGGAUAAUCCAUACAUACGCGACGACACAAUGUUUAUUCGAUGUAUCGUUGAUUUUGAUUCAAUACCUAAAACUUGCCUACCGUAUGUGGCUAAUCUGAAUCCUGCGUUGCCCGUAAUGGUACAGAAAAAAUUGAUCGAAAAUGAAAUUGAACGACGCCAUAGAGAAGCAUCAGAGAAAGCUCGUGAGAAAACGAACGAUCUGACCGAGUCUAAAUAA